AUGGAGGAUAGCUUUGCGUUCAUAGGGCUAGGUGCCAUGGGAUUUGGCAUGGCAGGCAACAUCCGUCAAAAAAUGCAGGCUUCUGCCACGCUAUACGUCUUCGAUAUUAAUUUAGAAGCCUGCGAAGGGUUCACGGCCAAGUUCGACCAGUUUGGUCCCAUUGAAAUCGCCAAAUCCGUCAAGGAGGCCGCGAGAAAUGCCAAAGUUCUCAUCUCGAGCCUACCAAGCGCCGACGCUGUUCGUGAAGCCUACCUGGGUGAUACGGACUGCUGUAUCCGCACAACCCGGAACCUUGAGCGAUUGAUCCUUGACACUAGCACCAUCGAGCCGUCUACAGCCCGGGAGCUUGCUAAAAAUGUGUCAGAGACGGGGGUUGGGUACUACGUGGACACACCUCUGUCGGGUGGGCCUCAAGCAGCAGCAAGCGGGAAAUUGUCUUUUAUGAUUGGACACACGAAACCUGAGGAAUCUGACCCGAUGGGCGGUAGGAUCCAGCAUAUCCUGGAGAUGUUGGGGGACCCACAGAAGUUGUUCUGGUGCGGCAGGAUUGGGGCUGGUCUGACGGCUAAGAUCAGUAAUAACUACAUUGCCUGCAGUGUCUUGCUUCUGGUGGCGGAAGCCAUGGCAAUUGGGGUCCGGGGUGGCUUGGAUCCGGAGCUGCUAUACGAAGUCAUCCACAAUUCGUCCGGACAGACCUUUAUGGGUGAUAUUCUUCAUACUGUUCAAAAAGCAUAUCCGAACAGUAAUGUCUUUCCGAUUGAUUUGAUGAUAAAGGACCUUGCCCUCGGUAUGAUGGCAGGAAAGGCAGCCGAAGUCAGCCCUCGCAUGGCCCAGAUGGCUUGGAGAAUUUGGCAUGAGGCCGCAGAAAACCCAGAUGUACUCUACUUGGAUGCCUUGAAAGAUUUCAAGCCGGAAUGA
Penicillium cataractarum is the source of this 918-nucleotide messenger RNA. RefSeq names its product NAD(P)-dependent oxidoreductase. The record is from RefSeq and is a predicted model, not a curated record. Lineage: Eukaryota; Fungi; Ascomycota; Eurotiomycetes; Eurotiales; Aspergillaceae. The transcript is spliced from 3 exons. Gene Ontology annotation, biological process: L-valine catabolic process. Gene Ontology annotation, molecular function: NAD binding; NADP binding; 3-hydroxyisobutyrate dehydrogenase activity. Gene Ontology annotation, cellular component: mitochondrion. Bases 1 to 918 code for a protein of 305 amino acids.